CAAUCCCCAAACUUUCCCUGCAUCCAGAUUCAAAGAAGGCGUCUUCAUAAACGCCUUUCUUUUCCAUUUCUUCUUCCUCUCUACGCUCCUAUUACCUCGUUGCAAAUUCGCUAUUUUUAAUCUGCGAAAAUGAGAGAGUGCAUCUCAAUUCACAUUGGUCAGGCCGGUAUCCAGGUCGGAAAUGCUUGCUGGGAGCUCUACUGUCUCGAGCACGGCAUCGGGCCCGAUGGUCAAAUGCCAAGUGACAAAACAGUUGGUGGUGGUGACGAUGCUUUCAACACUUUUUUCAGCGAGACAGGUGCUGGAAAGCAUGUUCCACGUGCCAUCUUUGUGGAUCUUGAGCCCACUGUGAUUGAUGAGGUGAGGACUGGACCUUACCGCCAGCUUUUCCACCCAGAGCAGCUCAUCAGCGGCAAAGAAGAUGCCGCCAACAACUUUGCCCGUGGCCAUUAUACCAUUGGGAAAGAGAUCGUUGAUCUGUGCUUGGACCGCAUCCGAAAGCUUGCUGACAACUGCACUGGUCUCCAGGGCUUCCUGGUCUUCAAUGCUGUUGGUGGAGGAACUGGUUCUGGUCUUGGUUCUCUCCUGUUGGAGCGUCUCUCUGUUGAUUAUGGCAAGAAAUCCAAACUUGGUUUCACUGUCUACCCCUCUCCUCAGGUCUCCACCUCUGUUGUUGAGCCAUACAACAGUGUCCUCUCCACUCACUCUCUCUUGGAGCACACUGAUGUUGCAGUGCUUUUGGACAAUGAGGCCAUUUAUGACAUCUGCAGGCGCUCCCUUGACAUCGAGCGGCCCACAUACACUAAUCUCAACCGUCUUGUUUCUCAGGUGAUUUCUUCCCUGACUGCUUCCCUGAGAUUUGAUGGUGCCCUGAAUGUGGAUGUGACUGAAUUCCAGACCAACUUGGUCCCAUAUCCCAGAAUCCAUUUCAUGCUUUCCUCCUAUGCCCCAGUUAUCUCUGCCGAGAAGGCUUACCAUGAACAGCUUUCAGUGGCUGAAAUUACCAACAGUGCUUUUGAGCCAUCUUCCAUGAUGGCUAAGUGUGAUCCUCGCCAUGGAAAGUACAUGGCCUGUUGCCUGAUGUACCGUGGUGAUGUUGUGCCUAAAGAUGUGAAUGCUGCUGUUGCCACCAUCAAGACGAAGAGAACCAUUCAGUUUGUGGAUUGGUGUCCUACCGGUUUCAAGUGUGGUAUCAACUACCAGCCACCUACCGUUGUUCCUGGUGGUGACCUUGCUAAGGUGCAGAGAGCAGUAUGCAUGAUUUCCAACUCCACCAGUGUGGCGGAGGUAUUUGGUCGCAUUGAUCACAAGUUUGAUCUCAUGUAUGCCAAACGUGCCUUUGUUCACUGGUACGUGGGUGAGGGUAUGGAAGAAGGUGAGUUUUCAGAAGCUCGUGAGGACCUUGCUGCUCUUGAGAAGGAUUACGAGGAAGUGGGUGCCGAGUCCGGUGAGGGCGUAGAGGAGGACGAGGAGUACUAAAGAAGCUAUUUCAGAUUCUUGUACUAUUUUCUGUGGUGUUUCAUGUUCAGUUAUUUUAUUUUGAUGCAUGCUUCGCUGUUCAAGUUCUGGACUUAAUGGCAAUGUUCAUGUUUAUUUUGUUCCGCGAGUUCAA
Molecule: messenger RNA, 1612 nt
Organism: Vigna unguiculata (cowpea)
Lineage: Eukaryota; Viridiplantae; Streptophyta; Magnoliopsida; Fabales; Fabaceae
Gene: TUA2
Product: tubulin alpha-2 chain
Biological process (GO): microtubule-based process
Cellular component (GO): microtubule
Molecular function (GO): GTP binding; structural constituent of cytoskeleton
Source: RefSeq, a predicted model, not a curated record